Molecule: messenger RNA, 925 nt
Organism: Magnolia sinica
Lineage: Eukaryota; Viridiplantae; Streptophyta; Magnoliopsida; Magnoliales; Magnoliaceae
Product: vacuolar-sorting receptor 1-like
Exons: 5
Coding region: 141-431 (96 amino acids)
Molecular function (GO): calcium ion binding
Source: RefSeq, a predicted model, not a curated record
AGAUAUAGAAACGAAUGAAUGCUUGGAAAAUAAUGGUUGAUGCUGGCUUGAUAAGGCUGCUAAUAUUACUGCUUGCAAGGACACUUUCUGGGGACGGGUGUGUGAAGGCCAUGUUGCAGACGAAGUGAAAUUUGUGGGUGAUGCAUAUAGUCAUUGUGAAGUUUCCGGAGCUGCACGCUGUGAAAACAACAGGGGUUGUUGGAAAAAAAAAAAAAAAAAUCCUAAAUGGCAGGACUUACUCCGCCUGCAUUGAAGAUCAUACCAAUGGUUGCGUAUGUCCCGAAGGAUUCAAGGGUGACGGGUUCAAAGAAUGUGAAGACAUAGAUGAAUGCAAGGAAAAGACUGUCUGCCAAUGCCCGGAGUGCAAAUGCAAGAACUCGUGGGGAAGUUACGAAUGCAGCUGCGACUGUGAUCUUUUGUACAUGAGAUAACACGAUACAUGCAUAAGUACUUUCUUUUCUUUUCUUUUUUGGAAAAAAUGUUCGAAUUUUCCCAUUGGAUGGUUUGGUAGCAAGCACCCAUUUGGAAGUAUCCCACACAAUAUCAUGGAUAUAAUCACUUCAAAGCACCCAAUCUGCUGAAGCAGAGAGGCUGCAUAUGAUGCUCAAUCAGGGGCCUUUCUUGUUUACCCAACAAUGGUAAAGGCAGGACCAGUUUUCAGUAACACAGGCCAUUGAUCUGGUGAGCCCCAUCAUUGAAUGGGCCAUACAACAAUAUAUUGCCUACCAUGUGAUCCUAGCCAUAUGAUGUUCAUGGAUAAUUAAAACCCACGGUUCCCAUUUUAGAGGGGCCUAACCGGACUGUUAGGAUCAUCUAAUGUGAGAGACUUUUGGGUUAUCUCCCAUCCAUGAUGUGGGCCCACCAUAUCAGCGAAUUAUGUCCACAACUCCACUGAGUUUGAUAUUCUCUUUACAAAACAAUCCCU